This is a messenger RNA of Aphidius gifuensis, 1129 nucleotides long. RefSeq lists its product as uncharacterized. The record is from RefSeq and is a predicted model, not a curated record. The transcript has 7 exons. Gene Ontology annotation, biological process: plasma membrane phospholipid scrambling. Gene Ontology annotation, molecular function: phospholipid scramblase activity. Lineage: Eukaryota; Metazoa; Arthropoda; Insecta; Hymenoptera; Braconidae. Gene Ontology annotation, cellular component: plasma membrane. The coding region runs from base 113 to 985 and encodes 290 amino acids.
AGUCAAACAAUGGAUAAGAUAUGUUGCUAUACAGAUAAAAGAUAAGUCAUGUUUGAGUUAAAAAUAAUUGAAUGAAAAUAUAUAUUAUUUUAAUUUAAAAGUUAGUCUUAAAAUGCCAGUCAAUCAUGAUGUAUUGUUUUCAGAUCGUGAAUAUCCUACACCACCUUUACAAGAUGCUGAUACAUGGUCAUCAGUUUUUGAUGAGCCUUUGUCAACUACUGCUCCAGUCACACCUCGUAUACAUCAAGAUUCCAGAAAUAAUAUAGUACUUCAACGUCGGCCUAUUCCAAUAAGCACCCAAGAUUGGAUAUCAACAAAUAGUCCACAACUUAGUCCAUUAACAGCUGAAGAUUUUUUAUCAAAUGUUGAACAACUUGAAAUUCAUCUUGUUAUUGAUUUGAGUACACUUUUGGGACAAUCAAAAAAUGGAAAUCAGUACAAAGUCAAAGUACCAGGAGGUGAAACAUUAUUUAUUUCAUUAGAAUAUUCAAAUCGAUGGCAACGUAUUUUAUUUGGUUCAUCUCGUUAUUAUGAUAUUAUUUUAAAAGAUGCAUCUGGAGAAUUUAGUUUUUGUUUUAUUAAAAAUUUUAGUUUUGGAUUUUUACCUGGUUUUUUGCAUAAAAUGAUUGUUAAAACAAAUGAUUUUAUAGGAAGUAUUGAACAAGAGUAUUCUUUGAUUAGUCAAAGAUUUAAAAUUUACAAUGAAAAUAGAGAAAUUAUUUGUCACAUUGAAGGACCAAAUAUGUGCUGUUGUUGUAUUGGAAAAGAUAUAAGUUUUCAUGUAUUAUCAGCUGAUAAAAGUAUUAAAAUUGCAUCGAUAAGUCAUCAAUGGGAUCAACAAUUGGCUGACAAUAUUCUUCUUUUAACAUUUUCAGAAAAUAUUAAUGUCAGAGUUAAGAGUAUUUUACUUGGUGCAGCUUUUCUUAUGCAAUCUCUUUACUUUGAUCAGGUCUCUGUUAAUCAUCACAGUACACCCGGAAAUUGAGAUAAAAAUUACUUUAACAAAAAGUAAAAUAAUAAAUAUAUAUAAUUAUAUUAAUUAAUUAAAAAAUUUAUUUUCAUUUAUUAUAAUGACAAUUGUAGAAAUUUAAUUUUAUAUACUGAAUAAUAAAAUUUUUUUAUUUUAAUU